Messenger RNA from Exaiptasia diaphana, 1507 nucleotides. Its product is annotated as protein fuzzy homolog. Lineage: Eukaryota; Metazoa; Cnidaria; Anthozoa; Actiniaria; Aiptasiidae. Bases 127 to 1425 code for a protein of 432 amino acids. Gene Ontology annotation, biological process: non-motile cilium assembly; vesicle-mediated transport. The transcript is spliced from 15 exons. The record is from RefSeq and is a predicted model, not a curated record.
AUCACUCGGUUGGCUUGACCUCAUUUCAACAUGAGAUGAAUGUACGACUUCCAAAUCGAAACAAAAUCAAUGUUAUAUCGCUGGUUUCUUGACUGUUUUUUAUCCCUUGGUUCCUUUUAGACGCCAAUGGAUGCGUUGUCAACAUUCUUCAAGUCGCUUGACGCAUGCGUGUGGCGCCGAUCCAACAUGGCGGCCUACUUGUUGUGUUUGACUGCAGAUGGAGGAAUUCCUCUUUUUACAAGAACUAAAGGCAAUCUACCUCAGCUACCUUUUCCUGUUAUUGGGUCACUGAAUGGAGUUCACAUGUUUGCAAAAAAUCAGGAUGUAUCCUUGCUUAAGACACUGACAGAAGAGGCAGUUGUAGUGUGGAAAUCKUUUCAUGAAAGUAUAACCCUUAUUAUUGUGUCUUCUGAUGAUAAUACUAAUGAGGAACAUUUGAAUAAAUUACUUGGUUUGAUUUUCAACUCUAUGGUGAUGUUACUUGGUAUUGAUGAAAUAACAAACACWAAGAAYACUGAACUGCUAAAACGAGAACUAAGGUGUUGCUAUGGUUUGAUUGACAGUCUGCUAGAGGGGACAGAGUUGAUUGGUGAUACAGUGCAGGCUGUUGAUGCUAUUUUGUGUUCAGAUGUAUCCAUUCUCCAGGAAGUACUGGAUGGGUUUGUAUCAGCUUUAGAUAGUGAAUUUGGUUGUCUGCUUGUCAUGGGAAAGGUUGCAGUUGCUACUGUAAGAUGGUGGGAGUUAACAGGCAUGGAGACAGUAUUACUAUCUCUUCUGAUUCAUAGCCAAGUACCAUGUUCAUCUAGAGAUCUACCUGUUUAUCUGCCUUAUGGAAGCCCAAAGGUCCCUCAUAGACUUGUUACAUUUCAGUUGUUUGAAGGCAUUGAAGUCUGUGUCAUCUGUGGUCCUUCGCCAUCGCUGCAAGACAUCGAAUACAAAUUUUUAGAUCAAUAUUGGGCACCAGUCAYGGAUACAUUGAAAACAUGCUUACGUUCACAUCCACGAAACCUUCCACCCACAAUAACCAUCGACAGUAGUAUUCUUGCGUUUAUUCUUGUUAAUACUGAAGAACGAAAGUGCCUUACAAGUGUCUAUCCCUCAGGGGUGACUACAGGAUCAGACUCAGGACCAUCUUUAUCUCCAAGCAAACGYAAGUCUGCAUUGACAGUGUUUUACAAGUCUGUUGUAGACACAUUGUUCCCUGCUGUUCAAGAUCCUACUGAAGAUAAAGAUGACUCACCAUCCUCUCCUGCAUCUCACGUCGCUAUGGAAACCUACACAUGCACUGGCGAGUAUAAGUGUUAUGCCGUGAGGACUGGUACCCACCAAUUGUUUGCAUUGUUCUCAAAAGAUAUACCGCUCUAUGUUAUGGGGCCUGUAACUACUUCAACUCUAAAGCAACUUACAAAGGAUCACCUUGUCUAGCACAACGCAUUGAAGCUCCUUACAGUGCAACAGAGCCAACAUCACAMGGUCAUGAAAGCUACUAUUUUAUUAAAAUUUCAAC